AUGAUCAAAUUAGGAACCGUAGCUGAUUAUAAACAUAUUCCACUUGAUAUUUUAACCAAUCCAAGAGAUGAUUGCGAUCAUGUUUGUGGAAGAAUUAACAUUGAACCAACUGGUGUAAAGAACUGUAAGGAUCCUGACAAGAGAAGAAGUCCAAUUUUAAUUAUUAAUGAUCCAGAAAAUUCUGAUGACGAGAAAACGCAAUAUUUUGAUCCACUUGACCGUGAAUGUGCUGAAAAAUGUCCAAAAAACUUUCAAAUUUUCAACAAAACUAAUAUUUGUGUUAAAGAUUUAGUUCAAUUUGAGAAUGAUUUGAUAGCAAUUGGGAUUGUUCCAAGUCCUACAGAAGAUUCAAGUUUAAUAACCACAACUCCUGCAGCUACUGCAGCUACUGUUGAUAUACAAAAUACUAUAACUCCAAAUAAGAGCCCAAAGAAGUCUUUAAAUGUUAAGCUUGUCAUUUUAUGGAGUGUAUUUGGCUGUCUUGUCUUAUCAUCCUUAUAA
Messenger RNA from Chironomus riparius, 501 nucleotides. NCBI's taxonomy places the organism in Eukaryota, Metazoa, Arthropoda, Insecta, Diptera, Chironomidae. The record is from the annotation of a GenBank genome assembly.